UGCACUGAACGUCAGUAUCAGCGAGAGACCGAACAUGGAUCCCACUAUUUCGGUGUCUAAGGGCGUGUUUGUCUUCAAAAAUGGAGCUACGCGAGCCGGGAAAAAGGCCAAGACCACCAAGCGCAAGAGGCCCGAUUCGUGCACCUCGAAGAGCCUGCUGGGCGAGGAGGUUGGCAGGCAACCAUUCUACGAAGAAUACAGCCAGGCAUGGAGCCAGGUGAGCGGCCACAUUGCCGACCUGCAACAGAGCACCUAUGCCCGCACUCUGGAACAGUUGGUGGCGUUCGUUGUGGGCCAGGGCGCGCGGACGGGGACAGCCAAGGACGAAGUGUUACCUACAGCGGCCCUACUAACGGGUAUCAAUCAGCCAGAUCACCUCAGCCAGUUUGAGGCGUUCACACAGCGCCUGCAUGCGCAGCGUGCUGCCCGAGUUUGCGUGCUGCAGUCUCGAGAUUGCGCAACCCUGAAGGCGGCCGUGGAGACUAUGGUCUUUGGUCUUAUCGAAGACGACUUGGCCGUGGAGCCUGGUGUGGAAGAGGAAGAGGAGGAGGACGUGGCAGAGAGGGACCGUAAGCGGUUGCGCCGUUCACAGUGCACGCUGAAGCAGCUGAGGUCGUGGUACGCCAACAAUAUGCUUCCGGAGCGCAGUUCUUGCCAGUUGGUCGUUAUCCUGCCCGACUUUGAGUGCUUCAGCGCCAGUGUGUUGCAGGACUUUAUACUCAUUCUGAGUGCCCAUUGCUGUGCGCUGCCAUUCGUCCUAGUUCUGGGGGUGGCAACGGCCAUGUCAGCGGUGCACGGAACUUUGCCCUAUCACGUGAGCAGCAAGAUCCGGCUACAGGUCUUCCAGACACAGGCCGCUCCUGUAGGUCUAAACGAAAUGCUGGACAAAGUACUGCUCUCUCCAAAGUAUUCUUUUCACCUCUCGGGAAAAGCCUUCAAGUUCCUGACUCACAUCUUUUUGUACUACGAUUUCUCCAUAAACGGCUUCAUCCAGGGAUUUAAGUUUUGCCUAAUGGAACACUUCUUUGGAGGCAACGCCUUUGCGCUCUGCACGGACUAUAGCCGGGCUUUGGGACGCAUUAAGCAUUUAAGCCACGACGACAUAGAGUCCAUCCGACGACUCCCCUCUUUUCGGCCGUAUGUCGAGCAAAUAAAUGACUGCAAACGCAUCAUAGCUGUGCUCACCGACGACGACUACCUAAAGAAGAAGCUGCCGCAGCUACUGCGCGACUGCAUGCUACAUUUUCUUCUCUUCCGCAGCUCCCUGGAGUUCCUCACGGAGCUGGUGGGAGAUUUGCCUCGGUAUCCCCUAGGCAAGCUGCGUCGAGAGCUGUACGUUAACUGCAUGAACAAACCGAUCGAAGCGACACCCGAGUACAAAGAGUGCUGGCAGAUGCUGGGAUUUCUGUCCAAAGACGAAUUUGUGGGUAAGGUAACUCGGUGCCUGGACAGAACCGAGCAGUUCCUGACUGAGGAAAUUACGCCCCUGGAACUUGGUAGUGUCUGCGUCAAUGUGUUGCAACCCCAGCUCCUAGCGAUCCGUCAGGCGCUUGACGGUGUGAUCAAGGCCACCAUGUCACAUGCAACGGCUACAACAAUGCAGACCACUGGCCCCAAUCUGACCCAGGUGACAUCGCGUCACGAGCUCCAAGCGCAGCUCCUGCAACGUAGCAAAGAGGACAAGGAUCGACUGCAGCCUGCCGCCACUGAGUUCGCCCAGGCCUUGCAGAAGACGCUCCAGCUUAUUGAGACUCACUUGGUUCAGGGUCAUUUGAGGGCUCUACAGGACGCUCCGCCCAUCCAUGAACUGUUCGUGUUCAGCGACAUUGGCACUGUGCGCCGAAACAUAAUCGGCGCUCCUCGGGCAGCGCUGCACACGGCCCUCAACAAUCCGCACUUCUACAUGCAGUGCAAGUGCUGUGAGCUGCAGGACCAGUCGCAGCUAGUCAGUACCCUGCCCGAUCUCUCGGUGGUGUACAAACUGCACCUGGAGUGCGGACGUAUGAUCAAUCUAUUCGAUUGGCUUCAGGCUUUUAGGUCUGUAGUAAACGGCAAUGAUCAGGACGACGGCGUCGAGAAUGCGGCCCAGGAGCAAAUAGAUCCACAGAUCCAAGCACGUUUCACGCGCGCCGUAGCCGAGUUACAGUUUCUGGGUUACAUAAAGAUGUCCAAGCGCAAGACAGACCAUGCCACUCGAUUGACCUGGUAACGAAGGCCAUUAGUCGUGUUUCUUUUCUAUUUAUUUUUAGCUCGAAAAAAUUGCAAGUGUCGCAGUAAUAAAUAUAUGUAUAAAAAAUG
Messenger RNA from Drosophila serrata, 2298 nucleotides. RefSeq names its product origin recognition complex subunit 3 (gene Orc3). Gene Ontology annotation, biological process: DNA replication; DNA replication initiation. Gene Ontology annotation, molecular function: DNA replication origin binding. NCBI's taxonomy places the organism in Eukaryota, Metazoa, Arthropoda, Insecta, Diptera, Drosophilidae. The record is from RefSeq and is a predicted model, not a curated record. Gene Ontology annotation, cellular component: nuclear origin of replication recognition complex; nuclear pre-replicative complex; DNA replication preinitiation complex.